This is a messenger RNA of Alternaria arborescens, 681 nucleotides long. RefSeq lists its product as hypothetical. The coding region runs from base 1 to 681 and encodes 226 amino acids. Lineage: Eukaryota; Fungi; Ascomycota; Dothideomycetes; Pleosporales; Pleosporaceae. The transcript has a single exon. The record is from RefSeq and is a predicted model, not a curated record.
AUGUCUCUUCCGAAUCUCACCUCAGGCGAAGAUAUCGCCGUGAUGAAUACCAGCGCAUUCGAACUCCUCUACUGGCCUAUCCUAGACAAAGAAGGCAUAUCAAACAUUCGCGUCGCCGACAAAGAGAACAAUACGUCUUCAAGUUCCAGAGCCUCUUUUACCAACCACCCCGUCGCCCUCGAACCAGCAACCGUUACAAACGCCUCUAAAAUCUUCGUAACAGCAGAAUGUCUCGCUUGUAAUGAGGGCGAAUGGAACGACGGUUUCGAAGGACAGCCAGAAGGUGUCGAGAGGCUAGAAGACUCGUGGGACUACUUCGUCGUCGAAACCGCUGACGGUAGCCCUGUACUCGUCCGCGACGUGGUCGCCCAAGUCCAUGCAUGGGCUGCCAAUCCUUUCAUUGGGGAUAAGAUCCGCGAAGGCAUGGUUUGGAUGUAUAACGCCUCGUUUCAGCGCGGUGAAGAUGGACGGUGCUCAAUAGGCGUUGGCUGUGAAGACAACGUAGAUGAGGUGCCAGAAGGUACCAAGAUAUUCUUUGAACACUUUUUCGAACAUGGCCCUGAUCAGGAUACUGGCGUACCCGUUGUCUCUAUAGAGUUUUGGGUGGAAGGGUGGAUGGGAAAUAGCGCGGAAUACUUUUGGAAAUCGCGCAGUGACCCAGAGCUUCAGUAUGGGUUGUAG